AUGGGCGGCUUCAUUGGGGUUGCUGAGAUCCUGGUCGCUCACGGUGAUGACUAUCGUAGAUCAGGAUCGCCAGUUGGUGGCUACACAGCACUGGAAGCUGCAGCAGAGUGUGGGCGCAUUGAUGCUGUCAGCUGGCUCAUAGGUAAGGUUCACAUUGCUAUCGCCGAGCUUUUGCAGGCAGCCCUUGAACCAGAAGAUCCGUAUACUAUCCUUGAGCCCGAGCAAGGUCCACUGCUCCUCUUUACUGCCAGCCAGAAUGGCCAGUCUGGAGUCGAACAGAUACUUCAUUACAACCCUAUGGCGGCGACUGCAGUGCAGCACACCGGGGCUGUGGAGAAGGGAUAA
Molecule: messenger RNA, 345 nt
Organism: Fulvia fulva
Lineage: Eukaryota; Fungi; Ascomycota; Dothideomycetes; Mycosphaerellales; Mycosphaerellaceae
Exons: 2
Coding region: 1-345 (114 amino acids)
Source: RefSeq, a predicted model, not a curated record